Molecule: messenger RNA, 1320 nt
Organism: Aplosporella prunicola CBS 121167
Lineage: Eukaryota; Fungi; Ascomycota; Dothideomycetes; Botryosphaeriales; Aplosporellaceae
Exons: 2
Coding region: 147-1193 (348 amino acids)
Biological process (GO): translation
Cellular component (GO): mitochondrion; ribosome
Molecular function (GO): RNA binding; structural constituent of ribosome
Source: RefSeq, a predicted model, not a curated record
GCUUGGCGGCGGAGCGGCGGAGACGAGGAAAAAGAGACACAACAACAGCCAUUGUAGCUCGUCGUGUUGCCGCGCCCCCGUCCAACAGCGCCGCCUAACGCAUUUCCUCGAUUCCAUUCCAUUCGACUCGACACACCACCACCACCAUGCAAAAGGUGCUCCAGCGCACCGCCAUGGCCAAGCGGCAAGCGGCGCGCAAAGCCCGCAUAGCAGAAGAGGCCGACCGGGCCGUGAAGCGGCGGAUGGAGCGGCGCGAGAACCAGCAGAUCGAGGCGCUGGUGCGGCAGAGCGUGAAGCAGGAGCGGGCCUGGCGGCGCGAGGACUACGAGCUGGGCCCGCUGAAGCCGCGCCGCGACGUGGGCGACAACUACGGCCUCUGGGGCACCGUCGACCCGCAGCGCCUGCAGCCCGUCAAGACGGACCCCAACACGCGCCUCAAGUUUGCGCCGUUUGCCCCCGGCGAUCGCGUCGCCAUUAUGCGCGGCAGGGAUACGGGCAAGAUUGGCGAGGUGCGCGAUGUUGACGAUGAGGCGCAGGCAGUCCAUGUCAAGGGCCUGAACCUGGCCGACGUCUCCGUCCCCGAAUACAUGCGCGACUUCGAGAACGACCCACGCGCCUACCGCACCGUCGAGCUGCGCAUCCCCUUCGCCGACAUCCGCCUGGUGUACCCGCUCCCGCACCCCGAAACCAACAUCCCGCGGGACGUGCUGAUCGAGCGCGUCGUGCGGCGCCGCGCCGGCGUCGACCGCUUCGGCCGCGACACGUACACGCGCCACGUCCCCGGGACAAGCGUGCACAUCCCGUGGCCGCGCGCCCCCGCCCCCGCCGAGCAGGACACCGACUCGGACACGCUGCGCAUCACGAGCGAGGCGGCGACGUUUGUGCCGACGCUUUUGCGGCCCCCCAUGCCGGCCUCUGUCAUCGACGAGCUGCGCAACCCGUUCAGCUAUUUCCGCGACCGCCACGACGCCGCGUACGUUGAGCGCAAGGCGGGCGAGGACGCCGCUGUCCGCGAGAAGCGCCUCAUGUCGCGCCAGAUGAUGACGCCGCUGAAGGAGCUGCAUGCCCGCCAGCGCAUUGAGAACCGUGCGAAGGGUAGGCAGGAGCUGCCCGAGACGGCGCUGGCGAAGAUUGGCCGCUUGAUGGCGGCGAAGAAGGCCCAGGAGAAGGCUGCUAGGGCUGCUGCUGCUUGAGUGGGGAGGGUGUGUAGGGAGCAAGAAGGGCGGGGCGGGACGUGCAGAUUACGUGGGUGUGUUUGUGUAGAUAUAUCGAUGUGUGUGUGUACAAGAGCAACAAAAAAGAGCAGCAACCAUCCCCAAC